AAUUGUGCUUUAAAAAUGCUGCCGAUCGAUCCAACCAAUGAGACCGCCUUCUCGUUUGUUGUAUUUGGCGCGUCUGGUCGUUUGGCGCUAAGCAAAAUCUUUCCGGCACUCUGGCAACUCUAUCGCGAUAAUCGAUUGCCACAAGGGACUAAAAUUUUUACCUUUUGUAGAACUAAAUUGGAAGUGGCCAAGUAUCGUCUUAAAUGUGUGCCAUAUAUGAAUUUGGACAGGGAUCGUGAUCCCGUGAAGUACAAUAGCUUUUGGACAAAUGUACACUGUUGCCAGGGAUCCUACGAUAAUCCCCAGGAUUUUGUAGAUCUUAAGGAAUCGAUGGUUCGACAGGAGAUUAAGCAUAACAUGACCUUGGCCAAUCGUAUAUUCUACCUUGCAGUGCCGCCGGUGGUAUUUGAUAAUGUUACCUUGAAUAUCAGUCGGAAAUGCUUAUCGAUUACGGGCUGGAAUCGGGUGAUAGUCGAGAAACCCUUUGCCAGAAAUGAGCUGACGUACAAACCUUAUCAGACACAACUGUGUCAGACGUUCAAGGAGUCACAGAUCUAUAUGAUAGAUCAUUAUUUGAGCAAAAGGAUCAUACAAAAUUUCUUUGUCUUGCGUUUUACGAAUCUGAUUUGGUCGGAAACCUGGAACAGCAAGCACAUUGCAGCGAUCAUGAUCAGUAUCAAGUGUGAGAAACCCGUGCAGGCUCGUGCCGAUUACUUCAAUCAAUUUGGCAUCAUACGGGAUGUGAUGACCAAUGACAUGAUGCAGAUACUCACAAUGCUUACCAUAGAACAGCCCUACUCCAACUUUGUUGAAGAUAUGAGAGAUGAAAAAAUGAAGGUCCUUAAGCAGACUCUUACGCUCGAUAUGAGUGAUCUUGUAUUGGGACAAUACUGCAACAAUGGCAUGGAGACGGAUCCCACCAAGGUGGGCUAUACCCAGCACUCCUAUAUACCCAAGGACUCCCUGACGCCCACCUUUGCCAUGGCCGUGCUGAGAAUCAAUAACAAACGCUGGACAGGUGUUCCGUUCAUAUUGCGGGUGGGCAAGGCCCUCAAUGAAAGCAAGACGGAAGUCCGAGUUCAGUACAAAUCCAUGGACUGUGAUCGCAGUCACAAAAGUAAGAGUAUACCCAAUGAACUGGUAUUGCGUUUAUCUCUACGAGAGGAGCUCUUCAUGCGCAUGAUGCUCAAGCAACCCGGUCAGGAUGACCUCUGUCUGCGCCAAACGGAGCUGAACUUAAUGCUGCGGGAAAGAAGUCCGGUUAUUGACAAUUACCAGAGUUUACUUCUCGAUAUUUUUGCUGGCAAUCAAAUGCUUUUCAUGCGCACCGAUGAACAGUGUGAAAUUUGGCGUAUUUUCUCGCCAGCUCUUUCCUACAUCGAUGUGGAGCGCCCAAAGCCCAUACUCUAUGAUUUUGGCUCAAGAGGCCCCAUGGCUGCAUACGAGAUGGCAGCUAGAAAUGGAUUUAAAUUCUAUCAAUCAGACGACUUUCAUGCAAAUCUGAGCCCCACCAACGAUAUAAACGACACCCCAAGUCGAACACAACAGGCAACACCAACCUGGAUGUUGGCCAAGACAAAGAGUACAGAGUAGAAUUUGAGUUUUAAGUUGUAGUUGUGCAAUGUGUCAUAAAUUAGUUCAUGACUACGAAAUUUAAUAAGCAGCAAACCAAAAGUUUUUUAA
Drosophila innubila is the source of this 1683-nucleotide messenger RNA. Its product is annotated as glucose-6-phosphate 1-dehydrogenase. The record is from RefSeq and is a predicted model, not a curated record. The transcript has a single exon. Gene Ontology annotation, biological process: glucose metabolic process; pentose-phosphate shunt, oxidative branch. Lineage: Eukaryota; Metazoa; Arthropoda; Insecta; Diptera; Drosophilidae. Gene Ontology annotation, cellular component: cytosol. Gene Ontology annotation, molecular function: glucose-6-phosphate dehydrogenase activity; NADP binding. The coding region runs from base 16 to 1593 and encodes 525 amino acids.